AUGGGUGAGGAGGGGGCGGAGCCGGGGCGGGGCACGUGUCCCGGCCCCCACGUGCAGGGCGCUGCAGAAGGGGCGCAGCGCAUGGAGGCGGCGGGAGGAGCGACCCCGACCCCGACCCCGGCCCCGACCCCUGCCCGGGCUCGGCCGGCCCAGCCCCAGCCCCAGCCCCAGCCCCAGCCCCAGCCCCCGCCCCAAGCUCAGCCCAAGAGCCGGGAGCCCUUCAGGAGCCAACGGAAGGAGUCUGAGGGCUCCGUGGAUUGUCCCAACCUGGAGUUUGAAUACGGGGAUGCUGACAGCCACGGCACCGAGCUGGCAGAGCUGUACAGCUACACCGAGGAGCCCGAGCUCAGCACCAACAGAAGAUGCUUCGAGGAGGAUUUUCAGGCUCAAGUGCAGGGCAGGAGGUGGCUGGAGCUGGAUGGGACUCAGCAGAAGGCCUAUGUCAUGCACCUGCUGGAUGGGCUGGAGGUGGUCAACAGGGACAAGAGGCUCAGAGUAGCACGGGCCAUCCUCUACCUGGCACAGGGUGUCUUUGGAGACCUCGAUAAUGAAGGCGAUGUCCUGUACUGGUCUCGGCACAACAGCUUCCUUCUGUACCAGCUGGGAACCUUCACCGCCUUCCUGGAGCUCCUCAACAUGGAGAUCGACAACAGCCAGGCCUGCAGCAGCGCCCUGAGGAAGCCGGCCAUCUCACUGGCCGACAGCACAGAGCUCAGGGUGCUGCUCAGUGUCAUGUACCUGAUGGUGGAGAACAUCCGUGUGGAGCAGGAGACAGAUCUCCCCGAGUGGAAGACCUGCCGGGAGACCUUCAGGAUGGAGCUGAGUUUCCCUGUGCACACUGAAGAGCCGUUUGCUCUUCUGCUCUUUACCAUGGUGACCAAGUUCUGCAGUGGUCAUGCUCCACACUUCCCCAUGAAGAAGGUCCUGCUGCUGCUCUGGAAGGUGCUUCUGUUCACGCUGGGUGGAUUUGAAGCCCUGCAGCUGCUGAAGGUGAGGAGGCGGGAGGAGCUGGGGCUGCCACCCUUGCCAGAGGACAGCAUCCAGGUGGUGCGCAGCAUGCGCGCCGCGUCGCCUCCCGCCUGCUCCAUCGAGCUGAUGGACCAGCAGCAGCAGCAGCAGCAGAAGCGUGGCCACCGCAGCCGGAGGCCCCUGGUGAAGCAAGACAGUUUAGAUAUCUACAACGAGAGAGACCCCUUCAAGAGUGACGAAGGAGGAGUUGAUGAAGAGGAGAACGAUGAUGUGGACAGUGGGAUUGAGGGGGAACUGGACCUGAUGGAGCGAGAUGCAAUAAUCCCCGUGCUGCCUGCUCAGCGCCCACCUAUCGAGAGGGUGUCCUUCCCCAAAGGGCUCCCCUGGGCCCCCAAAGUCAGACAGAAAGACAUCGAGCAUUUCCUGGAGGCAAGCAGGAACAAAUUCAUCGGAUUCACGCUGGGACAAGACACCGAAACCCUGAUAGGACUACCACGGCCCAUCCAUGAAAGCGUGAAGACCCUGAAGCAGCACAAAUAUGUUUCCAUCUCAGACAUCCAGAUCAAGAACGAGGAGGAGCUGGAGAAGUGUCCCAUGUCUCUGGGGGAAGAGGAGGUCCAAGAAACUCCUUGUGAGGCCUUGUACCGAGCCAUGUUGUACAACCUCCCCCAGUACAUGAUAGCUUUGCUGAAGAUCCUCCUGGCUGCAGCCCCCACCUCCAAAGCCAAGACCGACUCCAUCAACAUCCUGGCAGAUGUGUUGCCUGAAGAGAUGCCCAUCACAGUUCUUCAGAGCAUGAAACUGGGGAUCGACGUGAACAGACACAAAGAGAUCAUUGUGAAGAGCAUCUCGGCUUUGCUGCUGCUGCUCCUCAAGCACUUCAAGCUGAACCACAUCUACCAGUUUGAGUACGUGUCCCAACAUUUGGUGUUUGCCAACUGCAUCCCGCUGAUCCUGAAGUUCUUCAACCAAAACAUCAUGUCUUACAUCACUGCCAAAAACAGCAUCUCUGUCCUGGAUUAUCCACAUUGUACAGUCUGUGAUUUGCCUGAGCUCACUACAGAAAGCCUGGAAGCUGGAGACAACAACCAGUUCUGCUGGAGAAAUUUAUUCUCCUGCAUUAACUUGCUGAGGAUCCUCAACAAGCUGACCAAGUGGAAACACUCGAGGACAAUGAUGCUGGUAGUCUUUAAGUCAGCCCCAAUACUGAAGCGAGCUCUGAAGGUGAAGCAGGCCAUGAUGCAGCUGUAUGUCCUCAAGCUGUUGAAAAUCCAGACCAAAUACCUGGGGCGCCAGUGGAGGAAGAGCAACAUGAAGACCAUGUCUGCCAUCUACCAGAAGGUGCGGCACCGCAUGAACGACGACUGGGCCUACGGCAACGACAUCGAUGCCAGACCCUGGGAUUUCCAGGCUGAGGAAUGCACCCUCAGGGCCAACAUCGAAGCCUUCAACAGCCGGAGAUACGACAAACCUCAAGACUCAGAGUUUGCCCCAGUGGACAACUGCCUGCAGAGCGUGCUGGGCCAGCGCCUGGAGCUCCCCGAGGACUUCCACUACUCCUACGAACUCUGGCUAGAGAGGGAGGUGUUUUCCCAGCCCAUUCGCUGGGAGGAGCUGCUGCACUACCAGUGAGAGCAACACCUUCACCUGCCCCCGUUCCCAGCUCAAGGAGGACUCAAGGUGCUACAAGGCAAAUGAAAGGAAGAUGGUUUUGGACCUGGGUGUUCUUAAGCAAAUUUAGCCUUUCCAAAGAGACCAAGCGUCCUUGUCUAUCUACCCAGACAGCCUCAAGGAUGCAACAGGCAAACUUUUGGAGGUCAUCCCUUUCCUGGGACUUACUGGAGGCCAUACAGUAUCUACAGACCUGCAAAGAGGCCACGGGCCAGGCUGCAGUGUCACACUAGUGGCAGAGGCAAGAAUGAGUUUAUCUUUACUACAGAUUGACAGCAGAGCAGGAGAGCUGGGAGCCUCUCAGCAUGCACGUGUGCUGUCAGAGGACCUCAGCUGUGACAGGUUGCCAUCUCUCCCAGAUGCCCCACACUGUGCCUGACUGGUUUCUAAUUUUCCAGUUCUGGCUGCCUGGUAAGGUGCUUCUCACCCCCCCGUGCCAUGAACAAGCUGCCCUAACAAAGCUGAAAAUAAGAAAUGUGAGGCACUGUCUGUGACAGUCUCAACCAGAGGGGACACGUUGGCUUGGACAAAGGAGGUGACAUUACCUCUUGUCCCCAGGUUUGUGUUGCUGCUGCUGGGAUUGUUCAAUCCAAUUUCGAGGCUUGCUUCCACAACUGGCCAUUUUUGCAUCUUGUUCAUCAAGGAUAAUAAUCCACUCCCUUUUCCACUGCUCCCCUUUCUUUCCUCCACUGCUCCCUUCACUUCCCAAGAGUAAAAUGAUGGCUGAGCUGUGCAGUGUAGAGCUGUAGAUGAGGCUGAUGGCCACCUUUCUCUCCACCUGAUUGUUUUUGGAGGAUAAAUACUGCAGGUAACUUUCUUUAGCUCUUCUACCUAUGGAGGAGAGAGUAAAUGCCAUGUUAAAUAACCUAAUUUUUACAAAGAUUUUUUGGUCAUCUGGGGGAAUGUUUAUGCCAAGUCCUAAAGUGUGGAGUAAAAGUGCUUUGGUUGACACUUUAUUGCCAUCCUGUGGGGAAAAGAGCAGACUCUGAGGUCUGUAAGUUUCAGAAUGAAGAGCAGAUUGAGCUGCAAACUUUCUUUAAGGUCCAUGCUUGGGUAAAGCUGCAUCACAGGGGGGUGGCAGCUGAAGAGCAGGCUGGAAACUCUUGUGGGCUGCCCUGCUGAAGGGAGCUCAGCCCUUGGUACCGUGUGGGGUGACAGUCCCUUCUUGGAUGACCCAGCCUGAGGGCUGCAGUGGAAAGGCAGGCUGGGCUUCAUGCUGCUUUCUGAAGUGUUAUAACAGAGCCCACAAACUGUAACCUUAUUCUACAGAAUUUUAGCAGUUCAGCACAGGGAAUCCUGGAUCUAACCUUCUCCCAGCUGGGAAAUCAAGACUUCAGCUUUUGUUAAAGAAAGGUGUUAAUACAGUGCAAGGAAGCACUUUAGCCAUUCUUGUUACCAGUGUGCCAAGCACAUGGAAUCAGGGAAUUGUCAGAGUUGGAAGGGAUGUCUAGAGAUCAUCUAAUCCCACUCCUCUGCUAAAGCAGAAUCCCCUGGAGCACAUUCCCCAGGGCUGCAUCCAGGUGGGUCUGGAAUGUCUCCAGAGAAGGAGGCUCCACAGCCUCCCUGGGCAGCCUGUCCCAGGGCUCUGUCACCCUCACAGGAAAGACAUUUUCCCUCAUGUUCAGAUGGAACCUCCUGUGUUCCAGUUUAUGCCCCUUGUCCUGUCCCUGGGCACUACUGAGCAGGGUCUGGCUCCAUCCUCCUGCACCCACCCUGAGAUACUUGGAGGCAUCAAGAAGGUCUCCCCUCAGCUUUCUCCUCUCCAGGCUGAUCAGUCCCAGCUCUUUCAGCCUUUCCUCAUCAGGGAGAUGCUCCAACCCCCCAGGCAUCUUUGUUGCCCUCCCCUGGACUCUCUCCUGUCUCUCUUGAACUGGGGAGCCAGUUCACACACAAGUGAUCAAACCACGAGUAUUUGUGUGUAUUGCUGUGGAAUUAAACUGAGGAUGAUUCCUUAUGGGGUUUGUAAAAGGUGGCUUUUUCACAGAAAUGGCAUCAGUAAACCCACUCGCCUUUCUAAAUACUCUUUUGUUCAAAGUAAACCAGAGCAACAUUUACUUAAGCUUUUUUCUUCCUGUGCCCUAAUUUCAUUGCUUUUUUUGCUGUUUUUGUUUAAAAGGAACAAAAGCAUCCCCCACAAACCAACUCCUAAAAUCACCUCUGACCCCUGCCCAUCUCUCUGCUGAGGAAAGGCCUUGUCUGACAUACACCAGAAUAGAACAUCCAAAAGUAUCUAUAAACCCCUAAAAGCAGCAACCCAGAAUUAUGGGCUGUAGAUGUCUUCACAGUGAUUGUGCUUGUUAAAAAGUAAAGAGUUUUAAAAAUACAUAAAGCCCCUCCAAGCAGUAAGGGAUGAAGACCAGACAUAGGGUCUAUAAUGGAAGCAUGGGGCUGUCUUUAGGGAAACUGGGAGAGCUCUGGAAAUGUAAUUUCAGCACCUGUACUUUAGCUCCCCUCUUAAAAUAUGGCAUCUACCCAUUCCCUGUGUUCCCUAGAGCCUACUGGUAGUAAAUAAACUAAAGAUUAAAUAAAGUCAAAUAAAUUAACAAAGCCCAGCUAAUCAGGGCAGACACAUGAAGGUCUGUUAUAUAUUUAAGUAGUAGAAAUACAGUAUAAAUAUGAUUAUUUUCAGCAGGUACUGGGGUCCAGAGCCCAGGACUAGCUGGAAAGUCUAGGAUUUUCUCCGUGAUAUUUUGUCUCCUAUUUUCCUACUAAAUGUGCAAUUUCCCCCUCAUGGCACAGUCCUGGGAAUGGAGCUGGACCUCUGUGUGGGAUCAUGUAUCCUGGCACAAGGGACACCUCUCCAGCACUGUUGGUUCCUUUUCUCCUUCCUUCACAUGGUGACCCCAGACUUAAAGAGUCUGCAGUGGGUUUUUUCUGGUUAACCAUAUUAUACUCCUUGCUUUAGCAUUCUGUGUUUUAAAGUGACUUAUGAAACAGUCUAAUUACCCAACAACUAAGUGUGAAUGUAAAGGAGGCCCUAUCAAUGUAUGCAAAUCCUGUUAGUCUUAAUAAACUAAGGUCAUGAAGGUAAGUCAGUGUGUGUCCAAGGGGAAAAGGGAAUGAAGCAUUUAUUCAAGAAUCAGAAACUUAGACAAGCCCUUGCUAUUUGGCUCAAAACAUGUUUUUUCCUCCCAAGUGUCUCUUUCCCACAAUACUUAUGUUCCAAAAAAUAACCAGUACAUAAAGAGUGUAUAUUUUCCUACAUUUUAUAUUUAAAUUGGAGCAACCUGGUCUAGUGGGAGGUGUCCCUGCCCAUGCAGUGGGUUGGAACCUGAUGAUCUUGAAGGUCCCUUCCAACCCAAACCAUUCUAUGAUGAAAUUGUGCUUCAUAUAAGGUUUCCAUGGCUUUUCAGUGCCUUCUGUUUUUACUGAGGUAGAGAUGAGAAAUACCAAUUAUUAUCUGAAUAUCUGUGUGGUAGAGGAUGGUAUAAACUGUUAUCCUUAAGUACUAUUUAUUUCCACCACCACAAAUUUGCUUCCUAGAGACAGACCUCUGUACAAACCUUGAACCUCUGUGUAAAAAAGUAACUGGGAAAGGUACAUCUUUGAACUGGAGUAUUUGUGUCUCAUUAUGGAUUUGUAACAAAGACUACAGUUCUGUCGAGAUGUACCAUGUUUAGUGAGGGUUUCUUCUGGAAAGCUGGAAAAGGUGGGUUUCCUUUCAUAGAAUCAUAGAAUAAUUUGGGUUGGAAGGGACCUUCAAGAUCAUCAGGUUCCAACCUCCCUGCUAUGAGCAGGGACACCUCCCACCAGACCAGGCUGCACAAGCCUCAUCCAACCUGGCCUUGAACACCUCCAGGGAAGGGGCUUCCACAACCUCCCUGGGCAACCUGUUUCAGUGCCUUCCUACCCUCAUGGUGAAUUUCUUCCUAAUAUCUAACUUAAAUCUCCCCUCUUUCAGUUUAAAACCAUUUCCCCUUUCAGUCUGAUACAACCUGCUGGCCUCUGCUGAGCAGCUGAAAUGCCAGCUCAGCAGGAAUAGAGAGAACCUCCAUUUUAAUAAAUUUACUCCACUUACAGACAGAUGUGGGGAGUUCAAACAACAUGACAUGUGAAAGACCUUCCCUCGAGGUGUCUGGGCAAGUGUGUUAACUGAGGCCUCACUAGAAAACUCCCUUCCCAGUACUUCAGAGUCCCAGCUGCUGCUUCUCUAGCAGUACUAGGAAAGACUCCAUCCUCCUCUUGCACUUCUCAAACUGCAUGCAACAGCAGUUAAAACCUCUUUGCUUCACAGUGAGGAUUUUCUUCCCCUUAAAAAAUUAUCAGAAGAGCCAGGAGGCAGAAAUUAUAGAAUAAUAAUGUUGAUGUGUAGCAAGGAAGUUUCAGAGCCAAGUUUUGGAUGGUUUCUGUACAGCUGAAGGAACCACAUCUGUUAUCUUACUCCAAACAGGACUGUUUGUUCCAGGAACACUCAAGUUGCUCAGUUUCUGGUUUAAUAGUACAUGCAGAGCUGCUUUUUUGUCACUCUGGUUGUUCAGUCUUUCUUUCAGAUGGUUGCUGAAAGUUUUGUUGUCUGUUGGCAAGUCAUUUUCCUCAGUACCUCUGUACAGAUUCUUCUAUUUUUAGCCUUAUUUCCUAAGGAAGGCAGGCACAUGCGAUUACACUCUUAGUUUCUCCAUCCUCUAGAAGCAACUUCCAAACUGGGUAGCUAAUUUCAUGCAAAUUUGGGAGGCUAGAAGGCCUCAAAGAUACUAAUUUAUCUUAAAAAUGAUACUGAGGUGUCCUGGCCUGACAGCUGCCAGAGCUAAAACACUCUGUAUUUAUCCAGUUGUAACUACAGCAGUGACUUUAUGAGGCCAGGUUUAUUACACUCUUGGUUUGCAGAAACUUCUCUUAAUUAUUUAUCAAAAGCCUUGCAUUUGUAAACAGUAGCUUGUUUUGUAGCCACCUCCCAGCAUCUUUACCAAAUACAACAGUUGACUGCACAGGCUAAUUUUUGUCUGCUUAUUGUAACAUUUGAGACACUCUUGUCAUCACUGAUACUUCUCUUUAGCCACAAUAGUUAGGAUAAUGUGGUCUCUUGCCAGUUGUUUUUGCUGAAAGGAGAUAAUGAGCCUAAUUAUGAUUGCUUCCUUGAAGCCAUGUGGUUUGUUAAUAAAAAUUACACAAAAUCAUUUUUCCCUAGACACAGUAAAAA
Molecule: messenger RNA, 7777 nt
Organism: Apus apus (common swift)
Lineage: Eukaryota; Metazoa; Chordata; Aves; Apodiformes; Apodidae
Gene: STRIP2
Product: striatin interacting protein 2
Exons: 21
Coding region: 1-2601 (866 amino acids)
Biological process (GO): cytoskeleton organization
Cellular component (GO): cytosol
Source: RefSeq, a predicted model, not a curated record